Lates calcarifer (barramundi perch) is the source of this 2225-nucleotide messenger RNA. It is a transcript of the gene gabrr3a, whose product is annotated as gamma-aminobutyric acid type A receptor subunit rho3a. NCBI's taxonomy places the organism in Eukaryota, Metazoa, Chordata, Actinopteri, Centropomidae. The transcript is spliced from 9 exons. Bases 447 to 1868 code for a protein of 473 amino acids. Gene Ontology annotation, molecular function: extracellular ligand-gated monoatomic ion channel activity; neurotransmitter receptor activity; GABA-A receptor activity. The record is from RefSeq and is a predicted model, not a curated record. Gene Ontology annotation, cellular component: GABA-A receptor complex; membrane; neuron projection. Gene Ontology annotation, biological process: monoatomic ion transmembrane transport; regulation of membrane potential; signal transduction.
UGUAGGUUACUGAAAGAUUUCACCAACCACAGAUAAGAAGAUUAGAGAGGAAUUAAUGGUAUUCCUUUGUCAUUAUAGGAAUAAAUUGAUAUUUGGUUUUAAAUCAGAGGGUGGGGAUGGUGGGAAGCCGGAGGAACAUGUUGUGUCAGGAGACGUAAGCAGAGGGGAUGGCACUGUGACAAGCAAACUCAGCCAGGGGGGAUGCCUGUGCACUGUGAGUUAAGCGCUGGAUAUCUCGACUGAUGUUCAACCAUGUUACAGGAGAUGAGGGAGCAGGAUAAUGCUGAAGUGGCUGGGCGUGUGCGUGGCGGGGCAGAAUGAGCGCUGCUGGGACAUGGACGUACCAGUAGAGGAUAGGGGCAGCUGUGGCAUUCCCUGGUUAAGACGCUGACGUGGUUGGGGAGGAACGCUCUGGUUCCUCUCAUCUCUCCAGCCCCUGCUCAACCAUGAGAGUGGCCCUCCUGGCCCUCAGACUGAUGUGCUUGGCCUGGUUGUGGCCUGUCACCCAGCUCAACAGCAGCCACUUCCCAAACAAGAGGAGACACAAGGAUAUGUACGUUGGAGAGAACACCAAACAAAAGCAUGGAGGAGGGCGGGUGGAUCUUAAGAUGAAAAAGCUGGACAGCACCAAGUCUCUGCUAAUUAAAUCUGAGCAGCUGCUUCGGAUUGAGGACCAUGACUUUGCGAUGCGGCCGGGCUUUGGAGGUUCAGCCAUUCCCGUCGGCAUUGACGUCCAGGUGGAGAGCAUUGACAGCAUCUCUGAAGUAAACAUGGACUUCACCAUGACUUUGUACCUGAGGCACUACUGGCAGGAUGAUCGCCUGGCCUUCCCCUCCAGCAACAACAAGAGUCGUACCUUCGACGCACGUCUUGUGAAGAAAAUUUGGGUUCCUGACGUGUUCUUCGUUCACUCUAAACGCUCUUUUAUCCAUGACACAACCAUGGAGAACAUCAUGCUGAGAGUUUACCCUGAUGGCAACAUCCUUUACAGUGUCAGGAUCACUGUGACUGCACUUUGCUCAAUGGACUUCAGUAGUUUCCCUCUGGACACACAGAAUUGCUCUCUGGAGCUGGAGAGCUAUGCUUACAAUGAGAACGACCUCAUGCUCUACUGGAAGAAUGGGAACGAUUCAUUAAGGACUGACGAGAUCGUGCUCUCUCAGUUUUUUAUUGAAGACUUCCAGCCUUCCUUUGGGCUUGCCUUCUACAGCAGUACUGGUUGGUACAAUCGGCUCUACAUAAACUUCAUUCUCAGGAGGCAUAUCUUCUUCUUCAUGCUUCAGACGUACUUUCCCACCAUGCUGAUGGUGAUGUUGUCCUGGGUGUCUUUCUGGAUAGACAGGAGGGCCGUGCCUGCCCGUGUCUCUCUGGGCAUCACCACGGUUCUGACAAUGUCCACCAUCAUCACUGGUGUCUCAGCCUCUAUGCCACAGGUGUCUUACGUCAAAGCCGUAGACAUCUAUUUGUGGGCAAGCUUCCUGUUUGUCUUCCUCUCGGUCAUCGAGUACGCUGCUGUCAACUAUUUCACCACAGUGGAGGAGAUGAAGAAGCUCAAAGGGGCAAAGAUCCCCUCCUCCUUCAAUGCCACCCAGGCUAUGGUUUUUGAUGGCUGUUUCCAUGACAAUGACAUCGACCUGACGCCUUUCCCAGAGGUCUCUAGCACCCCAAAUACAGAGAGGAACACCCAGUCACGAAACUCUACCAUCUCUGCACCCACAGAAGGCACCAGGCUACGCCGCAAGCACCCUUUAAAACAAAACCUCAGCUUUAUAAUGAGCAACAGCUACAUGAUUGACUCUUACUCCAGAGUCAUAUUUCCUCUGGCUUACCUGCUCUUCAACAUCAUUUACUGGAGUAUGUAUGCAUAGUACAUUAACUAUGCAGCAGAAUAAACAUUAUUCUUUCUUGACUAUUUCCACCAUUAUACAGUGUAACACAGACAGGCUGCAAUGAACUAACUUACAAUACUCUGUACUGCUAUGGGAUACAACCUCAAGUUUGCACAAUGUCUGCCGUUGAGCAUAGAUAUCUUGCAUGUGUUCAGUUGUAACUUGGAGAAAAUCCAAGCUAAGCUGUUGACAGACAGCUGGGACAGAUUUUUGAGGAUGUUAUGUGUGUUUUUGGCAUGCCUGUUUUAUAAGAGAAAAAGUUUUAAUCAAAUAAAUAUAUUUACAUUUUUAGGAUUUUAUUUUAUUGUGUGAUUAGACACACAACAUCAAAUUGUA